Babjeviella inositovora NRRL Y-12698 is the source of this 1302-nucleotide messenger RNA. RefSeq lists its product as uncharacterized. The transcript has a single exon. The record is from RefSeq and is a predicted model, not a curated record. Lineage: Eukaryota; Fungi; Ascomycota; Pichiomycetes; Serinales. The annotation marks the transcript as partial. Gene Ontology annotation, cellular component: fungal-type cell wall. Gene Ontology annotation, biological process: cell adhesion.
AUGUUAUCUUACUUAACUACUGCUGUUACUGCGAUCUUCUUACUCAAGGCAGUCGCGGCUGCCAGUGUUUCCAAUGCUUUCAGCGACCUUACCUUGGUCCAGUCUAUUGACUUGAACAAUAUCGGUAAAGACUUACCCUUCAACGUCUGGAAAGCCACCCUUGACUGGGACCUUCCAGCAGGUACCCAGCCUGGCGACACCUUUUCCCUCACUAUGCCACACACUUUCCGUGCCGUUGGUUCUCCUGGGUUUGACUUGGUGGCCGGUAAUGUGACAUACGCAACCUGUAAGUCCAUCAAUGGUGGUCUUGUUCUGGACCACUCCACUCUUACCUGUACCGUUACCAAUGCCAUUUCUACUGUUGUCAACGUUUCGGGUACCUUGACGUUUAACUUUGUUUUUGCCUCUGGUGGUUCUGCAAACUCUUUUGAACUUGCCGAUGCCGCUUUCUACCAGGCUGGUACUAAUGUUAUCACCUGGACCCAGGAUGGCGGUAACGCAUUGACUACUACCGUCGACUUCGGUACUGGCGGUUUCUCCCAGAAGGGUAACUUGAACUACUACUCGCGUAACCUCCCAGACGGUACCUUCCAGAGUUACUUCCUUUCCCACGCUUGUCCAAGCAGCCAGCUUAAGCAGGGUUUCCUUUCCAUCACUGAUAGCACUAGCCGAAUCAUCUGUAGCGAAGUUUCUGCCUGGGUGACUGAUGAAAUCAACACCUGGGAAUUCCCUAUGCAGGCUAGUCAGACGCCAGCCAACUUCCAGAUCCAGUGUAGCCCUUCGCAAGCAUCUGUUUCUUAUACUGGCAUCAAUCCUGGUUACAGAGUGUUCCUUACCACCAACAUGCAGCAAAAGGCAGCUGCGUUCGUCCUCGACUACUUUGAGUCCUACCUCUGCGAUGACGGUGAAACCGACUCUAUAAGUCUCGCCUCCACGGUUAUUAUCAACGACGCGUCCAGUUACUCUAAUGGUACGGCUGACUUUGAAAUUACCACCACCUCAUACUGGAGUAAUACCUUUACCUCCACCACAACUUUGCCAUUCGGUUCUACCGAUCACACUGCCACUGUUGUCGUUGAGAUCCCAUUCCCAACCACUGAGACUAUUACUAUUACUUCCACUGGUACUGGUUCCGCCGAAACUACCGUCACUGCUCCAUUCUCCUCUGGUGCUACUGUGAUCACCGUCACUGACAUACUUCCAUCACCAUCUACUGAGACUGUUACUGUUACUUCCACUGGUACUGGUUCCGUUGAAACUAUCGUCACUGCUCCAUUCACUUCUGGUGCUACUGUGAUCACC